This is a messenger RNA of Cucurbitaria berberidis CBS 394.84, 2934 nucleotides long. RefSeq lists its product as uncharacterized. Bases 1 to 2934 code for a protein of 977 amino acids. Gene Ontology annotation, molecular function: lipid binding. The record is from RefSeq and is a predicted model, not a curated record. The transcript has 4 exons. NCBI's taxonomy places the organism in Eukaryota, Fungi, Ascomycota, Dothideomycetes, Pleosporales, Cucurbitariaceae.
AUGUCUUCGAAAGCCGUCAACCGCCCGGUUGACCUAAAGCAAAAGGAAAAGGAUGUCAACAACAAGCUCCAGCUGUUUGGUAUCUUCCAAGCCUUUGCGAACGGAAAGGUGCCGUCCAACAAGCAAAUCGACGUGGCCCUCAACUCAGCCCUUGCGUCCCACCCGCUCAGCUCGCCCUCAAAGAAGCUGUCAAGUGAGGGCCAGAAGCUCGUGUCUGACCUAAAAUCCGUCAUUGAGCAGGCCAAGAUCCUGCUCCUCACCAAGAACGAGGGCAAUCUGCUACAAGACUUCAUCUGGCAGGCCGAGCAGAUCACCGGUGCCAACACCAGCUUACCCAACGCGCCUGUCGACAAGGACACCGCCAAGCAACACGGCAACGAGGCCCUGGAUGGCCUGCGCACUCUCGGCACCCUUGUCAUCUCCAACGGCCAAUUCAGGAAGCUACUUUCUGAUGCCUCUGUCCUGCUCCGAGACAUUGCUGGCGAUGCCGCUCAGAACACCGCCAACAAGGUAAAGCCCUCAGAAGAUCGUCUCAACCGCCUCGACGAGCCGGCAGACGACAACACCUGGCACGAGACCCCGGAUCUAUCUAGGGACAAGCUCCGCAACCAGGCCAAGCAAAGCCUGCCAUUCGGCAAGAAGGAUGCCAAGGAGGCCGUUGGCGACGUCAACCAAGCUGCCAACCCUGAGGGAUCCCGUGAUCCCCGUGAUACAGCUCAACGCGGUGCUCACGAGGGCCAGACUGGCGAGUCUACCGGUCUCGAUGCCCGCGCCGCUGCCAACGUGGCCAAGCAAAAGGUUGACGAGAAUGUGUCCGAGGAGGACAAGGACGCAGCUCGUGCCCGCCGUGAUCAGCUGAACAACUACCUCAAGGGCAAGAUGCCCGAAGAGCGUCGCGACCAGACCAUUUGGCGCCUUAAGAAGAUGGUCGUCGAAAUCCAGGGUCAUCAAGACUAUCAGCGUGCCAUCGAGACGCUACUCCGACUCGCAGAGCAGUAUGCCGGCCACGGCAAGAACCUGGGCCAGCAGACCACAGGAACCGUCCAAGGUGCGCAUCAAGACGAUGCUCUUCAAGUCGCAGAAGCUGACCUCAAGACACUUCUCGAGCGAUUUGCCAACAACACCUCGGCUGAUGACCUCAUCGAAUCAAUCAAUCAGGUCUACAAGGAUGCCGACCGCGAUCCUGAGCUGAAGAACUGGUUCAAGCGCAUUGAUGCUUUCAUUCGCAAGACGCUGCAGCAGCAGGGCUUCAUCCUCGAGGAUCGUUGCAACGACGAGUGGAACCGCCUUUACGAUGAUGGCCACCACUUGUUGCGCGGCCGUUACCGUGGCCACACUGAUCGCAUCGCCGACGAGUUCAAGUUCAUUGGCGAGCAGUUCGAUGCGGACCCGCAGAACAAGCAGUUUGCAGAGUCGGUCAACAGGCUGUUCCUCGACCUCGGAAACGAUGAGAAUGGCAAGACCGUGUUCAAGCCUCAUCUUGUCAAGGACUUGACCGAUGUCAUCCUCCCCGGCAUCUUCGAGAAUGUUCGCUACAUCCCUAUUCCCCGCAUCGAGUACAGCGACCCUCAGAUCGACGCUGUCGUGGAGAAUCUUGUCAUCGAGGGCGACAACCUCGCCCCCAACUCCCUCGAGUUUGGUUCCGACAACUACUGGCGCUGGGGCCGCAAGACCAUUUCGAGCAAGAACAAGAACAAGGUCAUGCUAUCCGUCUCCGGUGUGCAGAUGGAUCUUCGCGAUGUCUCCUACUACAUCAAGCGGAAGCAGGGCUUCCCUUCCAUCACUGAUAAGGGUGUGAUGGAUAUCUUCAUGGGCGGCUCUGGCUUCAGCUUCAAGGUCGAGAUGGAGACUGCUGACGCGGCACGUGAGAACAACGCGCAGACUCACUUUUUCAAGGUUACCAAGGUUGAGUCCGAUAUCAAGAAUCUCCAGAUCAAGAUGAAGAAGAGCAACCACAAGCUUCUCUUCAACAUGUUCAAGCCCCUUCUCCUCAAGGUCAUGCGCCCUGUUAUCCAGAAGGUUUUGGAGAAGCAGAUCAAGGACUCCGCCAAUCAACUUGACGGCAUCCUCUACGACAUCAAGACUGAGGCUGACCGCGCCGAGGCUGAGGUCAAGCGCAACCCCGAUCCUCAGAACAUUCAGAACAUCUACCAGCGUUACGCCUCUGCUGCCCAGAGGCGUGUCAUGCAAGGCAAGCAGAAGAAGGAGGAGAUCAAGGAGAAGACCAAGGAUGUCCAGGUCAAUGUGGCUGUUACUCAGCACGACUCCAUCUUCAAGAACAUCUCCCUACCUGGUGGCAUUUCGUCCAAGGCUACUGAGUACAAGGAGCUCGCUGCCAAGGGUGACAAGUGGGAGAGUCCAAUCUUCUCCAUUGGAUCUGCCAAGGAGUCUUCCAGCUUACCAAAGAUUGGUAGCGUCACCCGCAAGCCUCAUGGUCGUGCUGGUGGGUACGGUGGUCCCAACGACCAGGGUGCUGGUCAGGGUCUCGGUGCCUCUUCAGGUCUCAACCCUUCUCAGUAUGAUGGUACUAGCGGCUACGGCACUUCCAACCAGACUGGUCAGGGCAUUUACCCCAACCAGGCAACUGGUGCUGGUCUGACUGGUGGGCUUCCUGGCUCCCAGCAGCACGGCCAUGGUCUUGCAGGAGGUCAGGGACUCACUGGUGGCCAGGGACUUACUGGUGGCCAAGGACUUACUGGUAGCCAAGGGCUCACUGGUGGCCAAGGCCUUACUGGUGGCCUUCCUGGUACCCACGAGCAUCAGCAGCAGCACGGUGGUCAAGGGUUCGGUACCCAAGUUGAUAACGCCUUCAACGCGGCCCCUGGCACCACUGGUGGCACCACUGGCCUCGGCAACACGGCUGGAACACAGGGCAGCAACACGUACAGCACUACCUUUGGUGACCAAAACCCUGUUUUCCAGGGUCGCACCUAG